Messenger RNA from Enhydra lutris kenyoni (northern sea otter), 2474 nucleotides. RefSeq names its product zinc finger protein 467. Bases 487 to 2250 code for a protein of 587 amino acids. The record is from RefSeq and is a predicted model, not a curated record. NCBI's taxonomy places the organism in Eukaryota, Metazoa, Chordata, Mammalia, Carnivora, Mustelidae. The transcript has 4 exons. Gene Ontology annotation, biological process: regulation of transcription by RNA polymerase II. Gene Ontology annotation, molecular function: RNA polymerase II cis-regulatory region sequence-specific DNA binding; DNA-binding transcription factor activity.
GCUGGCUCCUAUUUCGCCAGCUCCUGCAGUGACAGCUGGAGGGCCUAGGAGAUGAAGUUCCUGGCUCCCACCCGGGUCUUCCACUCUCCACCCCCCCCCCAAUGGAGAAUCGAUUGAUUCCUAACGUCCCCAGGCAAGGGCACUGGGGGGUGGGGAGCACUGGUGGGCUGGGCCCGGUUCAGAGACCCGCCAGGUGAGGGAAGGAUUGCAGCUGAUUUCUGGAACUGACCAGAGCCUGCAGAAGUGGCUUCAAUGCCUUGGCCUUGCCCUGCAAAGAUCUCUUUGCUUUCUGAAACCCAUCUUCCCUCAUGCCCCUUACCUGUCCCUGGGGACAUCAUCUUUGGAGCUCCUGGGGAUCACUGAUGGGGAGAAGUUGGGCAGAGCCAAGGCCCAGGUGGCAGCUGUCCGGAGAAGAAUGUGAACAAGGAUGUGUUUUCUCCUCAGGGUGUGUGGCCUGAUUCCCAGGAGGAUCUACCCUGGGUUGCCAUGAGAGAGACUUUUGAGGCCCUCAGCUCCCUGGGAUUCUCUGUGGGACAGCCGGAGAUGGCCCCCCAAAGUGAGCCUGGGGAAGGGUCCCAUAAUAACCAGGAGCAGAUGUCCCCUUCCAGGGAAGACAGCAUGCUGGGCACAUGCUCUGGACACGAGGCCCCCAGACCAGAGGAAGGCGCCCACACUGAAGAAACUCAAGGCCCUGGCAGAGGAGGCCAGGCAUGCACGCCACAGAAGGCCGAGCCCAUGGGCUCCUGCCCAGGGGAUGAGUGGAUGAUACGGAAGGUGAAGGUGGAGGAGGAGGAUCAGGAGGCGGAAGAGGAGGUCGAGUGGCCGCAGCAUCUAGCGUUACUCCCCGGCCCUUUUCCCGCGCCGGACCUGGGGCCUCUGGCCGCUGCGUACAAGCUGGAGCCUGGGCCCCCAGGGGCCCUGGAAGGACUCGCGCUGGCCGGGUGGGCCCCGACCUCGGAGAAGCCCUACGGCUGCGGGGAGUGCGAGCGGCGGUUCCGGGACCAGCUGACUCUGCGGCUGCACCAGAGGCUGCACCGCGGCGAGGGCCCGUGCGCCUGCCCGGACUGCGGCCGCAGCUUCGCGCAGCGCGCGCACAUGCUGCUGCACCUGCGCAGCCACCUGGGCGAGCGGCCCUUCCCCUGCUCCGAGUGCGACAAGCGCUUCAGCAAGAAGGCGCACCUGACCCGCCACCUGCGCACGCACACGGGCGAGCGGCCCUACCCGUGCGCCGAGUGCGGCAAGCGCUUCAGCCAGAAGAUCCACCUGGGCUCGCAUCAGAAGACGCACACGGGCGAGCGGCCCUUCCCCUGCACCGAGUGCGAGAAGCGCUUUCGCAAAAAGACACACCUGAUCCGCCACCAGCGCAUCCAUACGGGCGAGAGGCCCUACCAGUGCGCCCGGUGCUCCCGCAGCUUCACGCACAAGCAGCACUUGGUGCGGCACCAAAGGGUGCACGAGGCGGCCGGCCGCGCCCCCUCCUCUCCCGACGCGCCCGCCUCGCCGGGUUCCCCGGCCCCGUCCCCGACCCCGUCCCCUCCUGGGCCCAAGCCUUUCUCCUGCUCCGACUGCGGCCUGAGCUUCGGCUGGAAGAAGAACCUCGCCACGCACCAGCGCCUGCACCGCGGCGAGGGGCGCCCCUUUGGGUGCGACCAGUGCGCGCUGGGCGCUACCGUGGACGCCGCCGCCGCCGAGCCCUUGGCCUGCGCGCCCGGUGACACGCCGGCGACCCAGGGCGCUCCCGCCAGCGAGCGGUCCUCUUGCGCGGACUGCGGGCGCGGCUUGGCCCACGGGCAGCAGCCGGCGCGGCAGCGGCGGGUGCACCCGGGCGAGCGGCCCUUCGCCUGUGCGCAGUGCGGCCGCCGCUUCGGCUCGAGGCCCAAUCUGGUCGCGCACUCCAGAGCCCACAGCGGCGCCAGGCCUUUCGCCUGCGCGCAGUGCGGCCGCCGCUUCAGCCGCAAGUCGCACCUGGGCCGCCACCAGGCGGUGCACACGGGCAGCCGGCCACACGCCUGCGCCGUCUGCGCCCGCAGCUUCAGCUCCAAAACCAACCUGGUGCGCCACCAGGCCAUCCACACCGGCUCCCGCCCCUUCUCCUGCCCGCAGUGCGGCAAGAGCUUCAGCCGCAAAACCCACCUGGUGCGGCACCAGCGCAUCCACGGCGAGGCCGCCCACGCGGCCGCCGACGCCGACCUCUCGGCCCCUGCCUGGCCCACUCCCUCAGAGGCAGCGGCGCCCCCCCUCUUCUUCUGAGCCGUGUUCUCUCCAGGAGCCUUCUUUGGCUCGCUGGUUGGAGAGACCCCAUGCCCGACAUCUUCUGGGCGGUAAGCACGACGGCCUGGGCCCCGAUGGCUGUUCUCUGCCCUCUUUAUCUUGCCGGAGAGGAAGAAGUCUGGGCAGGAUGACCAGCUUUGGCAUUCUGUGACAAAGACAAUGCUAAGAGUGAGCCCUUGCUGGGAACGUGAGUCCUGGAAAGA